AUGGCGCUGCUGCGUGCGUUGACCAACUCGGCCAAGAACAGCUCCAGCUUUUCCUCACUCAACUUCCACCAAGCUCCGCCACUACUCGGAUUCAUAUUUGAUGGAAAUCCGACUCUUGAUCAGAUGAGACAAAUUUUGGACCUUAGCUUCAGAAACCUUCCUAACCAUCUUAAGACAUGUUUGCUCUAUCUUGCCAUGUAUCCAGAUGACCACGAGAUACACAGGGUUGAUUUGUUGAGGCAAUGGAUAGCCGAAGGUUUCGUGUGUCCAACCCCUGGGCUAGAUGCAGAGGAUGUUGCAAUAAGCUACUUCAAUGAGCUUAUUAAUAGGAGCAUGAUCCAGCCUGUGGUUACUGACAUCAAUGGAGAGUUGAGGAGCUGCAGAGUACAUGACAUAAUGCUAGAUCUCAUCAGAUCCAAGAUUGAAGAAGAAAAUUUUAUUUCUGUGCUGAAUGACCCGGAAGUUGUGUUAUGGAUGCACAGAAAUAUCCUGAGAGCUUCACUCCAGUGCUUUGGUGAAGAGUGCAGAGUGACAUCAGCAGUGGUCAAUGGGUCAUUAUCAAAAGUUCGAUCAGUCUAUGCUUUUGGAGGGUUUUCUUGCCAAUCUUUGAUGCUACUGAAAUAUGUCCGAGUUCUACAUCUAGAUAUCGGCUACGGCAGAAAUGAUAUGCUAGAUCUCACUGGUAUAUCUAGGUUGUUUCUAUUGAGACACUUACAGGUGAUUAGCAAUACGAGGAUUGAGCUACCUAGCCAAAUUGGUGAGCUACAACAAUUGGAGACACUUGAUCUACCAGUAUCAGUACCAGGACCAAAAACCGUCCCCACCAAUUUUCCAUCUGAUAUUGUUAGUUUGCCUCUGCUGUUGCAUCUCCUGGUUCAAGGAGGUACAGUUCUCCCCAACGGCAUUGGCAGAUUGAGACUUGUGCGAACUCUAUGGAGUUUUGAUAUUGGGUUGAACUCUGUGGAGAAUAUCGAGGGCCUAGGCGAGAUGACCAGCCAAAAUGAUUUUGCAGCGAAGAUGGCCGCCGAUCAACUGAAGCCACUAGUGUAUGUUUCUGUAUGUUCUUCUUGUGCAUCGAAGAACAACAACAGGGCACUCUCAUAG
Molecule: messenger RNA, 1104 nt
Organism: Lolium rigidum
Lineage: Eukaryota; Viridiplantae; Streptophyta; Magnoliopsida; Poales; Poaceae
Product: disease resistance protein RGA5-like
Exons: 2
Coding region: 1-1104 (367 amino acids)
Biological process (GO): defense response to other organism
Source: RefSeq, a predicted model, not a curated record